AUGCUUCUUUCCUUUGAUGUUCAGGCAGCCUCGGAUGAUCUUGCUGAGCAAUUAGCUGCAAAGGCAAUCCUUGAAGCUGAGGACGAGCUGCGAGACAAGGUGCCAGCUGAUCCUACAGAUGAGGCCUCCGAACUCCAAGCGCUUCAGGCGCUGGUGAACAGACUUCAGACCGAGCGGGACUAUCUUGUCCAGAAGGACCGGAGCCAGCAGGCUGAGCUUGAGGAGCUGCGUGAACAGGUCUCGGUGAAGCUUCAAGACGACGUGAUGGAGUCGGAGUGGAAGUCUAGGUGCGAGCGCUUGGAGGUACAGAUCAAAGCUGCAGACGCUGAUAUGGCGAAGCUUCGACUGCAAGUGGCGAAGUCUGGAGAGCUUGACUUUGAUGCCGACAGCAGGGAUAAGAAUGUGGAGGAGCAGGUUCCGAAUCUCAGGUCGCCGCCGGAGGAGGGUGGGCGAUAUGAGGCAGGAGGUCAGCCUUGCAAAGACACGAGCCUGGCACAACCACCGGAGCUUCCAUCAUCGUUGCUCGCACUUGACAGUCCUGGUGUUUAUGUGGUAUCACAGACUGUGGCUCUCACCGUUGGUCCCGAGAAAUCUUCAGCCAAGCUGCAAAACCUCAACGUUGGGACAGCUGUCCAAGUCCUCGAGGUUGUGCACCAGCAGGAAGACAAAAGAGUUCGUGGGAGGGUUGAAGACCCAGCCGGGUGGAUCUCCAUCGUUGGCACGGAGGAUUCCAACCGCUGGGCCUCGAGGGACCUGCAGCGCAGCAACCGCUCCGCAUCUUUGCGAAGCGAGCAGUUGCUGUCACUUCAGAGAGAGCUGAACGCCUUGGAGACGGCCAUGGAGGAAGCCAAAAGUGCUGCCACAAAGGAGGCCCAAAAGAGCAAAGAGGAAGAAGAGAGCUUCAGGGCCGCCGCAGCGGAAGACCUCAGCCGCUGCGAGCAGCAGCUGCGCGAGAAGAGCGAGCGAUGUCGGACUCUGGAGCUUGAGCUCAAGCAGGCAUCGUUGCAGCUGGAUGGGCCUGGCGUUUAUUUGCUCGCCAGCGACGUCGAUGUUUCCGAGGCGCUUGCUCGGAGCUCCCAGAAGCUGGGCCGGCUGCUGGCCGGCGAGGAGGUCCACAUCUUGGAGGUGGUGCACCGUAAAGCAGAAAAGCGAGUCCGAGGUCGGGUAGCAGCCAAGGGCUACAGUGGCUGGAUCUCGCUUAUGGAUAUGUCUGAGGGCUAUCGCUGGGCACACCGGCAGCUGUCAGCCACUAACGAGUGGAUCAGUGGAUUGCUCGAGAAAAGCGCACCCCUGGCUUGCGAGACGGAGCUCCGGGCUCGGUGUGCGGCCCUGGAGGCUGACGGUGAGUCGCGGCUCGGUGUGUUGUCUCGAUGCCAUCGGACAGCCAAUGUCUUUGUCCGACUCUAUCCGACCGCAGAUCUCGACCCACCGUCUAGCCGGCAUAACUCGGCACAGCCAGCGAUCUCAGCCGCGUCCAGCCGCCUUGCUCUCGUGAUGCUAUGUGGUGGACUCGGGCUCGGGGGCGACUCCCCGAAGAAGGGGCUCUCGGACCCCUUCGAGCUAAGGAGGUUGAUCGACGAGUGCACCAGGGACAGGCUCAGGGACCUGGAGCAGCGCUUGGAGACUGUGGAGAAGCGCUUGCACAACGUUGUCUUCAAUGCAAAGGCGGAGUUGGAGGAAGGCUUGCAGAUCCAGGGCGUCACGACGGCAUCGGCACCCGUGCGACUGCCCUUCAGACACGAGCCAUUGGAAAUCUCCACAGCGCCGGACGACGAUCGAGAUGCAGUUCAGCCACUGCCCAAAGAUCGGCAGAACAAUGCUGAGUACCGUUUCGACGCCUGUGUUUGGGACUCCUGCGUCCUUGUGGGUUUGGGAAUCCUGUCUUGGCAAGAGUCGUUGGCAGUUGCUUUUUGUGGGUUGUGGUCUAUUUUGGUAGAGGGCUUCUUCGUCUUGAUUCUUUACGACAACAUGACCGAAACGGUCUUCGAGAGCUCGCUUGCCGAAGAAAUGCGGGACUGGCGCAUUCACUUUGGCCAGAACAUCAACUACAUAGAUGCCAUCACGGGCCAGCCGUUGAUCAUGGGUGUAUGCAGCAUGUCGAACUCCUUAAUGAACGGGAAUGUGCAAGCGGAGAUUUACGAAACAAUGUUCAAGUACGGCAUCCGCGAGACCGGCAACCAAGAUCUCCGCUGGCCCUUGCUUCCUGUCGGAGCAUGGUUAGCUCUUAUCGCCUUGCUAGUUUGGAUCUUCACAGUGCUCAAGGAAAUGAGUUGCGCAUGUGGUUUCGGCAUUGCUUUGGCCUCUUUGCCACGGAGUCCGAGUGUUGCAGACACUGUCUCGAAUCCGGGCCACUUUCUCCAGCUGUCCGUUGUCAGCUUGCAUCGUGUCGUGGUUCUAAUCGUCUUCAACAUGCUUCCCAGAUUGAGCAUCGCCCUAGUCCUCGGCAUAAUUGGAGUCCAUUUUCUGGCAAGCACCACAUCUCUUUCUGAUUUGAUUUUGAACGCGGUGGCCCUGGAAGUAGUUCUUUGCAUCGACGACCUCUUCUUUGCAGUGCUUGUUCCGCGUCGUGUGCACGAGACGAUCAAGUCGUUGAAGCCGAUUCCAGUGAAGCUCUGGCGACCCUGGGUUCUACAAGCACGGCAAGCUUUCAUAUUCACGCUGUCGCUGGCCUGCCUGGUGGGGUCGCAUGUCCUCUGCCUGCAGCCAUUGGUCAACAACAUGCAAGCUACGGCGGAUGCCAUGUGUUCUGGGGUUACCAACUUUACGUACUUCCAAGAUGCAGCGGGACUGGCUUACAUUCUGGACGACAGCCUCGAUGCUUUGCCUAAGAAGUCUGAUGAAGGCUAUGCCUACCGGGCAGUGCUGCAAGCCACUCAGCUACAGGAGGUGCAGCCUCCCGGCUUAGGAGCACAGCUCCUCAAUCGGGAGCUCUUUGGUCUGGCCAUGCAGCUGAAAAGUUUGGGUUUCGAGGAACGCAGCGAGUUUUGGCCUUUGUGCCAAGACUUGGACAGUCCCGUUUAUUCAGGCUUCGGAUUGGUGAACUUGGGCACGGCAGCAAUGGAGAAGCUGCGGGAGUUACUUCCGGAAGCCGCUGCAAUAGAGUCUUUUCAGUCUUGUCCUUCUGUGCAGUCAUUCUGCUUCAAUGGCAGCUUACAUCUCGAGACAUUAUGGCGGUUACGUGCCCUCUGCCCUGUCACCUGUGGAUGCAAUGACCUGAAGUCCGGGAGCUUCAUUGCUAGCCUGCCUUCCUUCGGCUGCCCUUCGGUCUGCCGGACGCUCUUUGACGAGAGUGUAACAGAGCUUGCAACCUGCUCGGAUGCACCGACGAACAGCGAGGCUCUAAAGACCUUCUUACAUGGCCUGCGGCAGCGGAAGGGGAUCAUCUUCCGAAGCAACUCCACGACCUGCGAAGCUUUCGCAACUCCCGUGAACAUUGACGGGACCGAUUUCGAUUUUUGCAUGCAGACGGCAGAGCUUGGCAAAAUGGGGUUCCAGUCAUCUCAGCUGCUUUGUCCAGCGCACCGCGACUCUAUCCUAUUGGAGUUGCCCGGACAUGUUUCCAGGCUGGAGCAAUUGCAGACGGUCGGCGCGAUGAGCGCCUCCCAUGAGCACGGCGGACCAGGACAUCCGACUGGCAUGGAAAACAGUGCCUCUGAGCUUCAGGACCUUCGGGCAAACGUCAUGGUCCUAGAAGCUGGUCGCGACCAGCUGGAGCUGCAGGCCGAGUUGUUGCGAACAAAGUACCAGACCCUGGAGGCGGAGUACGAGGAAUUUGAUUGUCUGCGCCUGGGCCCCGGCGUCGGCAGCUGGCGGGACCUUCAUCCUCAUUUUCACCUUCAUCUCAUUUCGUGCUGUGUGAUUCGGUCGUCUCACACAGCGAGGGCAGGACCCGGACCUUCACGGAUCAUCUCAUUCUGUUUUCGUAUGCCAUUCCUUUGGUCUGGCAUACUUGGCAUCAAAUUCUCAUCUCAUCUUCGUCGGCGUCGUCAUCAACAUCAUUUUGUUUCGUUCAACAACAUCCCGCCCUAA
Molecule: messenger RNA, 4029 nt
Organism: Symbiodinium necroappetens
Lineage: Eukaryota; Dinophyceae; Suessiales; Symbiodiniaceae
Source: the annotation of a GenBank genome assembly